Microtus oregoni (creeping vole) is the source of this 1637-nucleotide messenger RNA. RefSeq names its product E3 ubiquitin-protein ligase RNF113A. Gene Ontology annotation, molecular function: metal ion binding. The transcript is spliced from 2 exons. NCBI's taxonomy places the organism in Eukaryota, Metazoa, Chordata, Mammalia, Rodentia, Cricetidae. Bases 387 to 1400 code for a protein of 337 amino acids. The record is from RefSeq and is a predicted model, not a curated record. Gene Ontology annotation, cellular component: U2-type spliceosomal complex. Gene Ontology annotation, biological process: snoRNA splicing.
AAAGUAUACUAUGCAAAUAAAUGAGUUGGAGGGACAGUUUUAUCAAAAAGCCAAAGAAAUUGGCAUGAUUCAGACAGAGUUAAAGACAAUAAAACAAUUCCAGAAGAGAAAAAUCCAAGUGGAAAAAGAAUUAGAUGAGAUUGUAAAUUCUUUGAGCCGGAAAUUUUGUAUUCAUUGCAAAACAAGAAGCACAACAGCAUUUAACUAAAGACUGAGGGCAUCUUUUUCUUAAACCUUUGCUGGCUGGUGCAUGCGCUCUGACGUUCUCGGCCCCAGCGACCGACAGACUGCGGCUCUGUAGUGACGUAGCUGCGAAUGACGUAGUAUCCCGCGCCACCCAGCAUCCCGUAGAUACUGCUAGCCGUUUCAGCGCUCGGAAGUCGAAGAUGGCAGAGCAAAUUUCUCAGGGAAAGUCGGCGGACCAGGUGUGCUCUUUCCUCUUCAAAAAGCCCGGGCGGAAAGGGAGUGCUGGCCGCCGGAAGCGGCCAGUGUGCGACCCCGACUCUGGGGAAAGCGGAAGCAGUAGCGAGGAGAGCUGCGCAGUGGUGAGACCAGAGAAAAAGCGGGCCACCCACAAUCCAAUGAUUCAGAAGACGAGUGGCAGUGGUAAACAGAAGGCGGCCUACUGUGAUCUGAGCAGCGAAGAGGAGGAGAAGACCGAGAAUGAGAGUCUGGGCGUAGUCUACAAGUCCACGCGCUCGGCGAAACCGGUGGGGCCGGAAGAUAUGGGGGCGACAGCUGUCUACGAACUGGACACAGAAAAGGAGAAAGACGCACAGGCCAUCUUUGAGCGCAGCCAAAAAAUCCAGGAGGAGUUGAGAGGCAAGGAGGAUGACAAGAUCUAUCGUGGAAUUAAUAAUUAUCAGAAAUACAUGAAGCCCAAGGACACGUCCAUGGGCAAUGCCUCCUCCGGUAUGGUGAGAAAAGGCCCCAUCCGAGCUCCUGAACAUCUACGUGCCACCGUGCGCUGGGAUUACCAGCCUGACAUCUGUAAGGACUACAAGGAAACCGGCUUCUGUGGCUUUGGAGACAGCUGCAAAUUCCUCCAUGACCGUUCAGAUUACAAGCACGGGUGGCAGAUAGAACGUGAGCUUGAUGAGGGCCGUUAUGGUGUAUAUGAAGAUGAAAACUACGAAGUAGAAAGUGAUGAUGACGAAAUACCAUUCAAAUGUUUCAUCUGUCGCCAAACCUUCCGAAAUCCAGUUGUCACCAAGUGUAAGCAUUAUUUCUGCGAGGCCUGUGCCCUGCAGCAUUACCGUACCACUCCACGCUGCUAUGUUUGUGAGCAGCAGACCUAUGGGGUCUUCAAUCCCGCGAAAGAAUUGAUUGCUAAACUGGAGAAGUAUCAAACAGCAGAGCGUGGUGCUUCCAACACCCCAGAAGACCCUGAUGGAGUCUAAUUACCGUCACUUAGGUUUUCCAUACUUGUCAGAUCUCAAAGUACUUUUUGUUUUGGUCACCUCAAAAACCAACCAACAUUGAAGGAAUAUUAAAUUUUCCAGGAAGAGUAUCCAAGUUUUGUUUUAUGUAACAAUGCUGCAGAUUAAAUCAGUACAGUUGACUUGUGGAACUCUCAGACUGCCAUCCUGUGUAUAGCUAUACAUUCUAAGUUAAAAUAAAUUAAUAACUAGUUCAUA